AUGGCAUCGUCGAAGAGCCUCUUCCUUCAACGCAUGCUAAUCCUACUUGGUCUAGCGGUGUUGCUGAUCAGCAGCAGUACGGCCCUCCCCUCGGGACGCUUCAAGCGGCGAAUGAUGAUCCGGGUGCCGUUCAUGGAGAACCCGACGCCCGAUGAGGUGCAGCGGAUGUCACAAUUGGCGGGUGGAAACGCCAAGCGGAAUUUCCUCCCGGUAUCUUGGGCGGAAUACCAAUUUCUGGAACAA
Molecule: messenger RNA, 243 nt
Organism: Mesorhabditis spiculigera
Lineage: Eukaryota; Metazoa; Nematoda; Chromadorea; Rhabditida; Rhabditidae
Source: the annotation of a GenBank genome assembly